AUGAAGGCAAAGAUUAGACGGCGACAGGAAUGUGUUAGGGCGUUCAGGCGGUCGGUAGGACGAUCUAUUUAUCUCUCUCUCUCUCUCUCUCUCUCUCUCUCUCUAUCUAUCUAUCUAUCUAUCUAUCUAUUCAUGUCUAUUCCAGUCUGUUCAUAUCUAUUUAUUCAUGGCUAUCCCAGUCUGUUCUUAUCUAUCUAUUUAUUCAUGGCUAUCCCAGUCUAUUCACAUCUAUCUAUCUAUUCAUGUCUAUCUCAGUCUGGUCAUAUCUAUCUAUCUAUCUAUCUAUCUAUCUAUCUAUCUAUCUAUCUAUCUAUCAAAACUUUCCAACGCCUAAUGCUAUGCAUCAAGUUGUUCAAUAUAGCAUUCUUUACAUCUCUCUUUCUUUCUCUCGAUCUGCCAAACUAUCUCUCUCUCUCUCUCUCUCUCUCGACAUCUAUUUCAUCUGCCAAAUUUUCUCUAUACAAUUCUUUCGCUCUCGGUCUGCCAACCCCACCUCUCUCACUCUCUCUCUCUCUCUCCCCCUCUCUCUCGCUUUACAUCUGUAAAGCCUGCCAAACUCUGGGCCUGCCAAAUUCUCUCCCUUUCUCUCUCUCGGUCUACCAGAUUCUCUCUCUCUCUCUCAGUUUGUUAAAGUCUCUCUCUUUUUUCAUCUGUUUCAUUCAGUCUAUCAAACUCUUUUUCUUUCUCUCUGCAAACUAUCCACCUUUACACUUCUCUCUCUCUCUCUUUUUCUCGAUUCUCUCUCUCUUUUUUUUACAUAUUUCAGCUCUCCCUAUUUCUUUCUCUCUGUCUGCGAAACUAUCUCUUAUUUUUACACAACUCUCUCCCUCUUUUUCUCGGUCUGUGAAACUCUUUUUAUCUCACUCUCUUCUUAAUUAUUUAUAUGCCUAUCUAUUUAUCUUACUGCCUUACACUGUCUUUAGUCUGGUACCCAUUUUUUUAAAUUUUCAUAUCAAACUGUCACGUGACUAUCAAAUUAUUUUACUUUAA
Molecule: messenger RNA, 990 nt
Organism: Acanthosepion pharaonis
Lineage: Eukaryota; Metazoa; Mollusca; Cephalopoda; Sepiida; Sepiidae
Source: the annotation of a GenBank genome assembly